Molecule: messenger RNA, 2195 nt
Organism: Exophiala oligosperma
Lineage: Eukaryota; Fungi; Ascomycota; Eurotiomycetes; Chaetothyriales; Herpotrichiellaceae
Product: mitogen-activated protein kinase
Exons: 5
Coding region: 726-1799 (357 amino acids)
Biological process (GO): protein phosphorylation; intracellular signal transduction
Cellular component (GO): nucleus; cytoplasm
Molecular function (GO): MAP kinase activity; ATP binding
Source: RefSeq, a predicted model, not a curated record
GAACAAAUGUGUGAAGUUGAGAAACUCGACCCUACAGUACAAAAUACAAGGUACUAAGUCAUCGAGGUCACGCAUCUGUCGGGUCUCUCUCUUCCUCUCAGUCUUCACUUCUAAUCACCUCGUCACAUCCGUCUCUCCGACAUUGUGUCUUUUUCUUCUUGCCCUGAGUUCUCUCCUUUUCCCUGCGUUGAUCAUUGUCAAUCGCUCGCUGUUGUCACUACUUCUCUUCUCUAGAGUAACCACCUAUCCACCACCAUUGGCGUUGUGCUCCGCAGCCUUUAGCAAUCCAACCCCACUCUUCGCAAGUAGGAGACCUAUCUGGGGCUAUCUGACCGCCUUGGGCUAUCGCUGGUGCGGAAUUCGCAGGCGAGGUAGAAAGAAGUGUUUGAGCAGUACUCUCUCGACACCUCCUUGCACCAGUGACCCUCGAAAAGUCUCUUCGACAUCGACGAGUCCUUGAUCCUCUCAUCACCUUGUGCGCGCGCGGCGACUCCUACACCGCAUUUCGAUCCACAUUCCAGAAAACGGUAGCGAACAAAGGGUGAAGCACAAAGAAAGCCAAUCCUCCCUCGGUAAUUCUCGAACCUCGCACCACGCAACAACCUCUGUCGACGCCCCCUUCUCGCAGGAAUUGUGAUUGUUUUGUUUGGAUAGUGAGAGUAUUCUGGUCACGAAGAGGAAGAUAUCUUUGAAGUUCGUCUUGAUCGGCAAAACGAGUUAGGAAUAUGGGCCAGCCACAGCAACAGUCCGCGCCGUCGGGGGGUUCCAGAAAGAUUUCUUUUAAUGUCUCUGAUCAGUACGACAUUCAAGAUGUCAUCGGUGAGGGUGCGUAUGGUGUGGUUUGUUCUGCCCUACACAAACCCUCAAAUCAGAAGGUCGCGAUCAAGAAGAUCACCCCUUUUGACCACUCCAUGUUCUGCCUACGUACGUUACGAGAAAUGAAACUGCUACGAUACUUCAACCACGAAAACAUCAUAUCCAUCCUCGAUAUCCAAAAACCACGAAAUUACGAGUCCUUCUCAGAAGUUUAUCUCAUCCAGGAAUUGAUGGAAACUGACAUGCAUCGUGUGAUCCGGACACAAGAUCUCUCUGACGAUCAUUGCCAGUACUUCAUCUACCAAACUCUACGCGCCCUCAAGGCCAUGCAUUCUGCAAAUGUCCUACACCGGGAUCUGAAACCUUCGAAUCUCCUAUUGAACGCGAAUUGCGAUCUGAAAGUCUGUGACUUUGGUCUGGCAAGAUCUGCGGCCUCGACGGACGACAACUCGGGUUUCAUGACGGAAUACGUAGCCACCAGAUGGUAUCGGGCACCAGAAAUCAUGCUCACCUUCAAGGAGUACACAAAGGCGAUUGAUGUCUGGAGUGUUGGAUGUAUUCUCGCCGAGAUGCUGAGUGGAAAGCCAUUGUUCCCAGGAAAAGACUACCAUCAUCAACUGACCUUGAUCUUGGACGUUCUUGGAACUCCCACCAUGGAAGACUACUACGGCAUCAAAUCGAGACGCGCUCGUGAAUACAUCCGUUCCCUGCCGUUCAAGAAGAAGAUUCCACUCAAGGCACUUUUCCCCAAGACGUCAGACCUCGCUCUCGACCUGUUGGAGAAAUUGUUGGCGUUCAACCCGGUCAAGCGCAUCACGGUCGAAGAGGCUCUGAAACAUCCCUACCUAGAGCCAUAUCAUGAUCCAGAUGACGAACCGACCGCCGAGCCCAUCCCUGAGGAGUUCUUCGACUUUGACCGUAACAAAGAUCAGUUGAGCAAGGAAGAGCUCAAGGCUCUGAUUUGGAAUGAGAUUAUGCGGUGAUGGUGAUGACAACGACGACGACGAUGAUGAUUUGGGUCGCCACGGAAAUAGAAAUGUGUUGUCCCGAAAGGAAACAGGACCUGAAAUAAGAGUCGUGAGCAUUUACCACAUGCUUAGAUACUUGGUCAUUUUGGGGGGGGGAAGGGGUUGAUUGGCAUGGAGCGAUACUUGGUUUCAAAGCCGGAGCCAUGGCCAGAGCAAGCGAGAGAAUUGUGUUUUGUUGUUGUCCUGCAUGUACGACGUGACGGACAACGGCCCUUGAAAUUGUGGUGCAGAGCAAGCAGAACAUGCAUGAAUUUUUUGCCAAAGAUUGAGCGAAAUGAUGAAAUCCAAUUCGAGUUUGAAAGAAGAAGAAAAUCCCCGUCCCGAACAAAGCAUGUCCUAGCAAGUGAGUAU